Carcharodon carcharias (great white shark) is the source of this 1290-nucleotide messenger RNA. Its product is annotated as carbonic anhydrase-related protein 10-like. The record is from RefSeq and is a predicted model, not a curated record. The transcript has 9 exons. Lineage: Eukaryota; Metazoa; Chordata; Chondrichthyes; Lamniformes; Lamnidae. Gene Ontology annotation, molecular function: zinc ion binding; carbonate dehydratase activity. Bases 1 to 1047 code for a protein of 348 amino acids.
AUGGAUGACACCAGCGUUUGGGUCACUUCGACUGAGAGCGGAUUUCUCGAACUCCGUUCCCCAGGGGGAUUCAAACUCUCCAAACCACUCUUGCUGUUCCAUCGUCCCCUUCCACGACUUAACUCAGACCAUCUCGUUCUCCAUCCCUCAGGUGAAUUCGCGAGAGCAACAUCGCACGAUGACUGGUGGUCUUACAAAGAGGCUGUAGGAGGAGGUUUCGUGCCAAGUCCUCCUUUCUGGGGUCUGGUUAACACAGCAUGGAGGAUGUGCUCUAUUGGAAAGAGACAGUCACCCCUUGAUGUCAAUGCGAGUUCUGUCAUAUUCGACCCUUUCCUCAAACCCCUGCGGCUCAGGACUCCUGGCAGGACGAUCUCUGGCAUUAUGUAUAACACAGGACGCUAUGUCUCCCUCCGAUUAGAACCAGACCAGUUGGUGAAUAUAUCAGGGGGGCCCCUAUCCUACUCUUUCCGGCUGGAGGAGAUUCGGAUUCACUUUGGGAGCGUCGACACAAUCGGUUCAGAGCACCUGAUCGAUGGAUCACCCUUCCCGGCAGAGAUUCAGUUGAUUCACUACAAUGUUCACCUUCACAACAACCUGUCUGAAGCCUCACAUUCUCCAAAUGGGUUAAUGAUCAUAUCUUUGUUCGCUAAGAUAGACGACAUUCCGAAUCCAUUCCUGAACCGGAUGUUAAGCCGGGAAAUGAUCACCAGGAUUUCAUACAAAAACGACGCCUGCUUUCUCUGGGGGUUACACCUGGAGCACCUCUUCCCCGACUCGUUUGGCUUCAUCACCUACCCAGGCUCCAUGACUACCCCUCCGUGCCACGAGACUGUCACUUGGAUUAUCCUCGAUCGGUACAUCACCAUCACCUCCGUGCAGAUGCACUCACUCCGGCUUCUCAGUCAGGACAAGCCCUUGGCUGUCUUCCAGAGUAUGAGCGGGAAUUACAGACCGGUCCAGCCCCUCAACAACAGGAGCCUCCGAACGAACGUGGACCCCCAUCGCAAGGUCAGGAAGUGCCCCAGGCCAACACGACAAACAGGCUAGCAGCUCAACGCUCCGAUUGACGCUCUAAUGCGUCCUUCAGGAAGACUCAGCCAAUAACAUACCCUCCAGCAAGAUUGAGAAAAACCUAAUUGGAACAAAAUACUGGUUAUAUUCUCUUUGGGUCACUCUCUCCCUCUCUAUCCCUCCCUCUCUCUGUCUCUCUCCUUCUGCCUCUCUUUCUCUCUCCAUCUAUCUCCGACUCUCUCUCCCCCUUUAUGUGUCUCUUCCUAUCUCUCUCUCUCU